GACGUAAUCUGCCUGCAGCCACAACGCCUUGUUGACUGUUGAGUGUUUUGUUUAGCGUUUUUAUUUUAGGACGAAAAGAAUCAUUUUUUUUUAUCCUUGUAGACAGAAAAUAUUGACCAAGAAAAACGAAGACGAAAAAUUUAAGAAAUCUAAUUGAAUAUCGAACGGUAGUGCACAAAAAACAACCAUCCGAGUCUGAAAACCUGAAUGUGUGAAGACAGUGUACUACAUGUACCGGCAGCAGCGUAACACUAACAGCGAGAGCAACUCGACACAAAAGCAAGCCCAAACCAACGGCAGGCCAAGCAGGCCAGGUACCGUACCGUUAAACCGCGACUUGGCUGAGCUGAGCUGAGUGAGAUCAUCGAUCAGAGAGCGAGACCCACACUGACACUGCACUGUAGGUGUUGUUUAUCAUUGCCAAGACAGGACAGGAACAUGAUUGAAUGGACAAUGUUAUCUGCCGCAUUUCUUCCCUCUUUACUCUUCUUGCAAGUUGUGACAAUUUCACAAGGUCAGAAUAUACGUUUGCAAGAUGGUGGUCCAACCUAUGGAAGAUUGGAGAUUUACCACAAUGGAGAAUGGGGCACAGUUUGUGAUGACAACUUUGGGAUUCUGGAUGCACAGGUGGCUUGCCGCGAGCUAGGGUUGGACUCGUUUUUGACGAGCGUUUACGGAGGCAGUAGGUACGGGCCAGGGACGGGACAAAUCUGGUUGGAUGAAGUGGAUUGUACUGGUUCAGAGUCGAGUUUGGCUAGCUGUUCCCACAGUGGCUAUGGUAUCCAUGAUUGUUCUCAUUCAGAGGAUGUUGGCAUCGUCUGUGGAUCAACUACAGAUUCCAUGAUUGGAGGGGAAUUACGUCUGGUAAAUGGAGGUUCUAAUUACGGAAGACUGGAAAUCUCUGUAAACGGUGUCUGGGGUACUGUCUGUGAUGAUAGCUUUGACAGCUCAGAUGCAAGGGUUGCCUGCCGUCAGCUUGGCUUUGACACAUCGAUAGUAGACUACUAUACAAGUGCAAGAUUUGGUGAAGGAACUGGGUCUAUUUGGUUGGAUGAAUUAGGUUGCAUUGGUACAGAAACAACCCUGAACAGCUGUUAUCACAGUGACUUUGGUGUUCAUGAUUGCACCCAUGCAGAAGAUGUUGGCAUUUCGUGUGGAACAACAAAUGUAGGAGGAAGUUCUGGAGGCUUGUCAGGUGUGGGAAGUUGGAUAGGGGGUGCCAUCUUUAUCAUUAUUAUAUUUGUGGUCGCUAUACUGUUCAGACGGAGACGAAUUAACGCAAUGCGCCAACGUCAAACUACAAGGUUCGUCCAGCCACCUGUUACCACCACAGUCCAUGUCACCACCAACCCCAGUGCCCCGGGGAACACACCCAUGCCUACCUACCACCACGCUCCAGCACCGCAGCAGCAACCUGGCGAACCACGCCCGUACCCCACACAGACCUUCACGCCUACUUACCCGUCGGCUGGAGGUGCUCCGCCGGCAAACCCGUACCCUGUUCAGGCUUUCCCGCCCGCCACACAGUAUCCAGCACAGCCUCCAUCAGAUACCAAUCCCUACCCUCCCCAGGGCGCCGGGACGGCCGGUUACCCUCCUCAGCCAACAGCACCUGCCUACCCACCCCCAUCGGCGGCAAGUGCUCCAGCGUACCCGCCCCCAUCAGCAGCUAGUGCUCCAGCCUACCCGCCCCCAUCGGCAGCUAGUGCUCCAGCCUACCCACCCCCGUCUACAGGAGAUGCAUCGGCCUAUCCUCCCCAGCUGACUCCUGAUGCGUCAGCUGCAUACCCCCCAAGCAGUAAUACUCCCGUAGGAGACCUUCCCCCUCCGCCUUCCUAUGAUGACAUUGUCAAGCAGUAACUUCCAUGUUAACUAAAAUUCUGCAAUUUUCUUAGCUCUCCACUUUUUCAUCCAGAUGAAUCGUGAUAUAAUUUACAUCAGAAAUUUCAGGGUGAAGUGUAUGAUGUGACAUUUUAAAAUGCUUACUGUGUGCAAGAAAAAUGUCAAAGCACGUGUAUGCAGACAAUAUUGUAUCUGGGUGAUUC
This is a messenger RNA of Lytechinus variegatus (green sea urchin), 2045 nucleotides long. RefSeq names its product soluble scavenger receptor cysteine-rich domain-containing protein SSC5D-like. The transcript is spliced from 8 exons. NCBI's taxonomy places the organism in Eukaryota, Metazoa, Echinodermata, Echinoidea, Temnopleuroida, Toxopneustidae. Bases 439 to 1860 code for a protein of 473 amino acids. Gene Ontology annotation, cellular component: membrane. The record is from RefSeq and is a predicted model, not a curated record.